Portunus trituberculatus (swimming crab) is the source of this 521-nucleotide messenger RNA. It is a transcript of the gene RpL36, whose product is annotated as 60S ribosomal protein L36-like. NCBI's taxonomy places the organism in Eukaryota, Metazoa, Arthropoda, Malacostraca, Decapoda, Portunidae. The transcript is spliced from 4 exons. Gene Ontology annotation, cellular component: cytosolic large ribosomal subunit; ribosome. Bases 16 to 486 code for a protein of 156 amino acids. Gene Ontology annotation, biological process: cytoplasmic translation. Gene Ontology annotation, molecular function: structural constituent of ribosome. The record is from RefSeq and is a predicted model, not a curated record.
CAAACCCUGGUGGAGAUGUGGCCUGGCAGGAGUGCCUGGUGUAUAUGUUAUGGCCUGUGUUUACAUGCGGCGCGUGGCGUGUGUGGUGACUCUUCCUCCUCCUGUGACCUCGCGCUUUAUAUAUUCCCAAGCAAGAUGGCUCCUAGAUAUGAAAUGGCCGUGGGCCUUAACAAAGGCCACAAAGUCACCAAGAACACACGCAAGCCCAAGCCCAGCUCACGCAAGGGGAAAAAUACCAAACACAACAAGUUUGUGAGGGACCUUGUGCGAGAAGUCAUGGGCUUUGCUCCUUAUGAGAAACGUACCAUUGAAUUGUUGAAGGUUUCCAAGGACAAGAGGGCUCUCAAAUUCCUCAAGAAGCGACUUGGCACCCACAUCCGUGCCAAGAGGAAGCGUGAGGAAAUGCAGCGUGUCAUGGGUCAACAGAGGAAGGCUGCAGCUGCUGCUGCUGCUGCUGCUGCCGCUGCUGCUGCAGGACAUAAGUAAAAUAUUGUUUAAUUAAAAGAAAAAAGAAAGGCCAA